Suillus clintonianus is the source of this 411-nucleotide messenger RNA. RefSeq lists its product as uncharacterized. The annotation marks the transcript as partial. The record is from RefSeq and is a predicted model, not a curated record. Lineage: Eukaryota; Fungi; Basidiomycota; Agaricomycetes; Boletales; Suillaceae. The transcript has a single exon.
CGCCGGAAGACAAACCAACGUACAGCACACGCGAUAUUAACCCUCAAGACCAAGGAAAGCGCCAACCAAGUACUCCGUUUUGGAAUCUCAAUUGAGGGAAAGAAAGUAUUUGGACGCAAACUACUACCGGAACCGACACGCUGCCUCAAAUGCCAAUCUUUCGACGGCCCCCACGUAGCUGCAGAAUGCACUCAAGAACACGACACGUGCGGAACAUGCGGAGCAAAACACCGCACGGCAACUUGCAAAGUAGACGACUCCAAUUACUAUCAAUGUACUAAUUGUGAUUGCCAGGGCCACGCAUCAUGGAGUCGAGAAUGUCCCACCUUCAUAAACAGAUGGGAAAACUCCAAGAACAGAUCCGAAGACGCCAAAUAUCGAUAUUUCCCCACCGACGACCCACUCACCUGG